AUGUCUGACGCUUUUGAAGAAAUUCAAGCAAUUAAAAUUAAAAGGAAUAGUUUACGUGAAAAAUUACAAAAGCGAAAAAGAGAGAGACAUGAAUUAUUUACUCUUACUUCUUCCAUACCAUCUACCUCAACUGCUGAUUCACCUCUUCCUGGUGAUUCCAAUACAUCUUCAAAAUCUGAUCAUAAUGAAUAUGAAAGAGAUAUUCUUUGUAUAUUACAUGAGUCUUUACCAAAUCUACCAAUUACAUCUGCGGAAAUAAUAGAUCAACUUCGUAAAAAUCUGAAUGCAGAUGUGUCUACUUCUGAUAUCCAUAAAAUUUUAGAGAAACUAGCUGCACAAGAUAUUAUUAAAAUCAAAGAGGUCACGGAAAAUGAAGUCUUUGGAUAUACAGUUCUCUCUGUUGCAGAAUCACAAUCAUCAUGUCUCUCUCAAUCUGAUGACACAGAAAAUCCUGAGAGUGCAGAAACAUCCGCAUCUGAAUUAAAUGAUUAUAUGCCUUCAGAAAAACAGAUAAAAAUAGAUAAAAAAAAUACAGAGGAUAUAAUGUCAUUGAUCUCAAUGCCCACAAUUAGAGAAAAAGAAAGUAAAAAAGUAGGAGAACAAAUCUUGGAUCUUUUGUCAAAACAAACAUCUAAAGAAAAAUCGUUAGCAGAAAGAUUUCGUUCUCAAGGCGGUGCACAAGUUAUGGAAUUUUGUCCACAUGGAACAAGAGUCGAUUGUGCCAAAUUAAAUGGUGGCCCAGGUUUUGCAGAAAAAUGUAAGAAAUUACAUUUUAAAAAAAUUAUACAAAGUCACACAGAUGAAUCAUUAGGAGAUUGUAGUUUUCUUAAUACUUGUUUUCAUAUGGAUACAUGCAAAUAUGUCCAUUAUGAAGUAGAUGGCCCUACUGCACAAACAAAAGAAACAAAUGAUUCUGAUGGUAUUAACAAUGCUACUAUUAACAAGACAUUAAAUCCUGAUAAUAAAAAUGGUAGUAACACUAGUUGUACAAGUAGUGUAGGUAGCGAGUUAACUCUUUAUCCACCACAAUGGAUACAAUGUGAUUUACGAUACCUAGAUAUGACAGUUCUCGGUAAAUUUGCUGUGAUUAUGGCUGAUCCGCCAUGGGACAUUCAUAUGGAAUUACCAUAUGGUACAAUGUCAGAUGAUGAAAUGAGGCAAUUAGGAAUACCUGCACUUCAAGAUGAAGGACUUUUAUUUUUAUGGGUAACAGGAAGAGCAAUGGAAUUAGGAAGAGAAUGUCUUCAACUAUGGGGUUACGAAAGAGUUGAUGAAAUUAUUUGGGUAAAAACAAAUCAAUUACAGAGAAUUAUAAGAACUGGAAGAACAGGACAUUGGUUGAAUCAUGGAAAAGAACACUGUUUAGUGGGUAUGAAAGGAAAUCCACGUAUUAAUAAGGGAUUAGACAGUGAUGUAAUUGUAGCAGAAGUUCGUGCAACUAGUCACAAACCAGAUGAAAUUUAUGGUAUUAUUGAACGCAUGAGUCCUGGAACAAGAAAAAUAGAAUUAUUUGGUCGUCCACACAAUGUACAACCUAAUUGGAUAACACUUGGUAAUCAAGUAGAUGGAGUACAUUUGAUUGAUCCACAAUUAAUUAAAGCCUUUAAAAAACGUUACCCCGAUGGAAAUUCAAUGAAACCUACAAAAUCUUAAAAUCAAUUAUGCAUCUAAAAAUAAACAAUUUCAAAAUAUGUUUUUCUUACCUGUUUAGAGGAUUAUUCUUUAUAAAAGUACAAAAAAAUAUGUAAUUGUAAAUAUAUUUUUAUAGAAAUACGAA
Polistes canadensis is the source of this 1777-nucleotide messenger RNA. RefSeq names its product N6-adenosine-methyltransferase subunit METTL3 (gene Mettl3). Lineage: Eukaryota; Metazoa; Arthropoda; Insecta; Hymenoptera; Vespidae. The record is from RefSeq and is a predicted model, not a curated record. Gene Ontology annotation, molecular function: mRNA m(6)A methyltransferase activity; mRNA (2'-O-methyladenosine-N6-)-methyltransferase activity. The transcript is spliced from 4 exons. Bases 1 to 1653 code for a protein of 550 amino acids. Gene Ontology annotation, cellular component: RNA N6-methyladenosine methyltransferase complex; nucleus.